This is a messenger RNA of Porites lobata, 15292 nucleotides long. The record is from the annotation of a GenBank genome assembly. NCBI's taxonomy places the organism in Eukaryota, Metazoa, Cnidaria, Anthozoa, Scleractinia, Poritidae.
AUGGGAAGCGAGGAGUUAAGCUCUUUUCGCCCGUCCUUUGUAGUCAAAGCGGAGCCGCUUGAUAACUCACAAUCGUUUGAUUACACCAGUCUAUCUGACGCGGAGUCUACGGUCGUGUUUCGAAAUUACUACGAGGUGCGCACCGAUAGCGGGCACAUUAUAGAGAGAGCUAGCUCUGUGGAGUCGCUUCAAAGUAGAAGUGGAAGCGAAAACGAUUUUACCACUCGAACGGACAUCAGCGAACGUUCAAACUCGCGUGAAGAGAUGAAGAGCGAAUAUUUUUCGUUCCCGGCUUAUCGGGCCGAUUGGAAAACAAGCGCGUCUGGCCAGGACGAGGAGGAUUCGGAGGAGGGGGAAAAUGAAGACGAGGGAAUUGAAGAAAAUCGGGAGAGCAGUGCGUCAGAAGACUUAGGAACAUCGACACCUACUAGAGUCCCUCUUCAAGCCCACUCUGUGGGAUCUACACCUCGCGAUCAACAGAACUCACUGAGCGGGAGUCCCGUGAAUCGAGGGAGUCAGGACAUUGUUAUUCCCGGAAUACCCUCAAAUACCCAGAACGGAAUAAACAUAGUUUUUCAUAAGCAUUGCAAGCUUAAUAUGGACACAUCUGGGAAAAUGUAUGGCAGAGAAGGCUAUUCAAGCGAGGGAUACCUUACACGCGUGGAAAGAUUCACGCCUGAAUUGCCGCCGUCUUUCGUGUACUCCACGCGAAGCGAGCCUAAGAUUACGAGCGGCAUUUGCGGCUCGCGGGAAGCUGAAGACUCACACUUACCGGAAUAUGAAGAAAAAAGCCCACCGGCGCGUUCGACCGUGUUAAUAUGCCAGUGGAUCCAGUUAGAGAAAAUGAUGAAUCAUGUUUGCGGGUUGGGGUUUUAUAAAAUCGAGGAUCUUGUAACGCAUAUCACGGAAGUUCACCUUGUGUCUGCCACACCCGUUGGCUUCGUAUGUUGUUGGAAAGAAUGCAUGAGAAAUGGAAUGCCAUUUAAAGCAAAGUACAAACUCAUCAACCACAUUAGAGUCCAUACGGGGGAGAAGCCUUUUACCUGCAAUCAGCCUGGGUGUAGAAAGAGCUUUGCGCGUGCUGAGAACUUAAAAAUACACGUUCGCACACACACAGGAGAGAGACCUUUCGCAUGCGAGUUUAAAGGCUGUGACAAGAGAUUCGCGAACUCCAGUGAUCGCAGAAAGCACAUUCACGUUCACACUCUGGAAAAGCCAUACCGCUGUAAAUAUAUUGGCUGCGAUAAGAGCUAUACACAUCCGAGCUCCUUGAGAAAACAUAUGAAAGUCCAUGGCCUACGGUCUGAAGAACAUUUUAAAGUUGUUCAAAGCCUUGCCUACCCUCAUAAUAGGAUCCCCGCGGAUCGUAGAUUUGAUGGGGACUCUGUUGGCAGAAUCGGACUUACUUUGGGCAGCUCUCCAGGAAUUUUUCAACAGAGAACCGACAUAUAAAUUUUCAUCAUGUCGAAGAAAUCAUUCUUUAAACGUCAUCACUUAAAACUAAACUAAAAGGAACUGUGCUUUUCUGACUGAGAAAAGAAACGAAUCAUGACUUGGCAAAAGACAUUUUUACUAAGACAUUAAAUUCAUCAAUUGCAAAGGAGGAAAUUAUUUCCUUGAUGAUAAAAAUUCAAAACAAUAGGAAUGUAUUUACCUUUGAAGCAGAAUCUAAACGCUUACGAUCGUUCGUUUUGAAGAGUUUAUAAGGGUGUUCGUCCCACAAAUUAUGAAAUGUUCAAGAGAUCGUCAUAGUUUUUACCUUGAAAUGACAGUGUUCUCUUUUAGAUAUUCUUUGAGGUUGUUGCUGUAGACCAAACUGCCUAAACUGGCCUGUGUUCAUCGCUUCAUUUUUUUUUGUUGGGUUUAAAAUUGAACUUCAAUUUUGUUGGCUAAUGGUCACGCGACACGUGCUUAAUUUCAUACCCGUUAGAAAAUUUACAAGGACGCCACCGUCAUGCGUCUAACGCAUUAAUUGUUCCGUUCUUAUUUCAUUUAUCCAUGUAUUUCAGCAUAAAAGUUAAAGAGCCUUUGGCUGCAAGCGCUGUUAUUUUACAAAAAAACUAAGGAAAAAUUACGACAGAAGUCGUUAUCAAGACCAAGUUCAGCCCAAAAACGAUAAAAAAAAAAAAACGCCCAUCACUUUCUACUUCAUCCAAGUCAGAGUCUUGCCUCGCAGAUAGUAUUUAGUUUUUGAUGUUAAUCACGAUCGCGUGUAGAAGUUUUCAGGACAGGAAGAUUAUUCGUUGCUUUGCUGAGACAAGAAAAUAUUCAACAUAUUGAUAUUCUGAAGUUUCCUCGCGGCUUAAAUACUCGCUGAAUUGAUUUUGUGGCAGCGUUAUCUCACGAGGACUUUUCAGUUUUCGCAAUAAACUCGACAGGUCGAUGCCGGUAAUGUGCCUCGUCAAAAAAAGCUGGAAAGUUUUAAGCCUGUCUCGAGAAAUGAAAGAGACAUUUACUGAAUUUCAUCGGUCUUUAAGGGUUCAGUGCUAUCAUUUUCUCUUACAUGCAUUUUUAGUUUAUGGAACGAUCUAAACAAUCAGAUUUACUCUAGAAGUUCGCUUUUGCAGUUCAAGCUCGGUAGAGUGAUUGAUUCUUUUGUCAUGACACAGGAGAGUCAAGAGGGGUGGAGGGAACAGAUGUCACCAUUAUAAAUAUAUAUAUUCUGAAGGAAUUAACAACAAUAUCAAGUGUUACUGUAGCCUCGACUAGUAUAGCUUGUGUUAUCACAAACACUUGUUACUCGUUAUCACUCAUUUGAUCAGCCUUGGCCAUUUUAGAGCAUAGGGUUUGUUGAUAAAUUUUGGCGUUUCUCGAAAUAAAGAAGUUUUUAUACACUGAUUUUAUUUCAUGAGACUAUAAGCUUUGAUACAAAACUCUGCUUUGGCUUGAAUGGUUUGUGGCAGGUUUAAAUUUUAUGAGAAAAGUGAAUGAAAAAUGAAUGUCCGGUCUCCUAAAGACAGCAGCACGUCGCUAAAUCCCAAUUUCAAGUCAGAUCUGUUGAAACAGAGUAGCGAACAUUUAUUUCGUAGUCAAACAGGGUUCGUUGGAUCUGCUCGCGCGACGCAGCGGCGUGUCUCGCGAGAUUAAGUCACGCACACACGCAAAACACUUCACCAAUGGGGGUAAAAUUUAUGGGAAUAUAAUACGAUAUCGCUUCCGGGCUUUGCCGCCCACCUUUAACUCGACGGGCAGCCAUUAUAUUUGGCAAGGAACAGAGGUUUGGGGAUAAAUCUCUUGACGGAAGGACACAGCGAAAGCCUUUCAACCCAAAAUUUGCCUCAAUGCGGCAGCAUAACCCCAUGGAAGCGCUAAGGAUGACUAAAAAAUCUUGUCUCCCGCUCCGAGAGAUAUUGCGUUUUGUUUACAGCCUGUCUUGAGAAUAAAUUAGCGCCCCGGGAGGCAAACUGUCAACUGCUGCGCUUUCAGUCAACACUGUGUUAUUAAUUUGGUGGGAGGUGUUGCCCUUAAGCCAAUCAGAUUGUUGCAUUUUGAGCCUUCGGAAGUGGUCUUUGCUAUCUUCUUACGUAUAAGAAAACAAACGCAUUUUCCCGCUACUUGGGUCCGCUGUUAGACAUAUAUCAAAUGUGACACGUAUAAUUUUACGGCUCGGACAAGUGAAAUUACUUGAAGAAAUGAAAAACGUCCAAAUAUUGCAAAUUUUCUAAUUUCCUGACAUUACCCGACCACCUGGGACGAAGCACGCACAGAAUUCAUUGUCCGUUCUCUUUUCACAAGUUCAGAUUCUGUGGACAAGCUAAGGCUUUUGUAACCUACUGAGCACUUCUUUACUUUCUGCUCUCUUAUAGCGAGAGAUUCCCUUCAUACACGUGUUGUUUUUCGAUAAAGGUUCAAUUCUACAUCUCAGUUUUGCGCUGAACAACGAAGAAGAAAAACAAAGUUUUAUUCAGACUUCCCAAAAUUCCCAGCCAUCCUGUUCAUUCGGAUUCUUUGCAAUAUUUUGACUGUGGCAGAAGAAACCAUUUUCUUCGUACGCGCUUGUUAAUUUUCCUUUAAAUAAGUCUUGCAAAGCCUUGGAAAUUAUUCAUUAUUAAAAGCCUUCAGAAAAUAAAUAUAACUCAAUAAACUGGGCGUACCGCGGCGCAAACGAAGCGUAAACUAAAAGAUAUAUUACUGAAGCUAGUUAUCUUCCGUACUUCAAAAUCUCAAGUGUUUUUUUCAGUUUAUUGCCAUAAUAGUAUAACAUAUUUGGAAAAUAAAGAUGUCGCGUGAUACAAGUAGUUAGAAACCUCGAUUGCCCCUCACUGGGGCAAAGUUAUUGCUGACACCGAGUUAUCGUUUUUUUUCUCUAAAGAGAAUAACUUAUCGCUAAUUUGUGUCUAUUAUCUUUCGUGCAAUACUUGUUUAUAUCCGUCAAUGUGAUGUAUUUUUGAUAUAAAUUUUCGGUAGUCAGUUGACCAAUAAACCUUUUCUCUCAGUGUUGCUCGAGCAUGAAAAUGGUUGGCUCAUUAUAUUACAACGUUUAAUCAAGUAAGUUGUCAGUUUACGGCAAGAUGUUUUAUAUUAUAAAUAUACUGUGACACGAGUGUAACAGAGGCAGUAUUACACAUCACAGCCUAGAAUUUGAAGCUCGUUUGGCAGUUUUCAAUUACGCCCCCACUCUAAGUUGAGCGCCUGCUCUGAGCUGUGAAUCCACGGGGGCGGAAACUCGGGAACUCUGUAAUGUACAUGUGUUACUACAUAAUUACCUCAUCUACGAGGGAGGUUUUUUCUUUUUAUGCAUAGCUGAAAUAAACCGGUUGCUGUUCAGCUUACAAGGUAGCUGAUCGGUAGGAACCUCAGUUUGGGGCUACCCCUUUCGAGAGACUGUUAACAAGAUAGGUUAAGGGUAGUUACAGAAAUUAAAAAGAAAAGUGAAUGCAUAUAUCAGAAAAGUAUUUCACGAACCCGUCCUUUACAACCCCCCUCCCUCCCCUCUCCCCCACUACCCCGAAAGUCAUCCCAAUCAUCAGGCAAUCAAUCUAAGAUAAGCUUCUUUUGCCUGCUGACAUUUACAACGAGCAAAACCUUGUCAGGUAUUUGAGUCGAUAGAAAUGCUCCAGCCGGAACCUUUCAAGGCAGAGUUACCCGCAGCUUACUUCAGUGGCUUGAGGUGGCCGUUGUGUCCGUUGUGUGAAUGUAGGAGUAGAAUGUGACUCCCUUAAAUUAUUUCUUAACUUUCACUGAACAUGGUCCUGCUUUGUUGAUCUGAAUAGCGACUAGAAUGAGGGCUUUUGUAUAUCCAUCGUCCUUUCAAAUCAAAAAUUGAAUUUUUAUCUUUAAGCUCGUCUUUCACUUUGAACAUGGUCCUGCGUUUUGUUGAUCUGAAUAGCGAGGGUAGGGGUUUUGCGCUACCACUGUAUCGAUUUUCUAUUUUGAUUUUGGGUUAGGGUAUAUCCAUCGUCACUUUCAAACUUAAAAACUUAAAAGAAAUAAACAUUUUUUAUCUUGGUCUGAAACCGGAUGGUCAAUUCAGGGUAUUGAUUUAAGGGAGCACGUCAAAUUUUUUUCGGUUUGAGAGAUAACAUGUUUUGCUCUUGCCGUUAUAUGCUCCUGAAAUACAUUUCAUUGAGUGGCGGUUGCGGUAGAUAUGGUUGUUACAUUGGACGCCGUGAGAUCGGGCCGAUUGUACCCUCUUUCAGUAGUAAGAAUCUUAGUGCUGAAAGGCACUUCAGAUAUCUUAUAACAGACGUGGCAAGCACGGAAGUCUUUGUAGAUGUACAUCUCACAAAAGAAAGAAAGAAGGGUGGUUAAAUGUUAAGGAAUAAUUGUACUUCCUGCUUUCACUCUGCAAACCGCGCCUCAAACUGAUUCUCGUGGCCUUAAGGACCAGGUAGAGUCAGCAUCUCCACGUCCAAGAGACGUAAAAACGCAGUCGAUUGGUUAGUUACACGUGGACAUCAAUAAGCCAGGUUUGCAUGCGUAUGUGAAAGUCCCAAAGACCCCAUCAGUGUCUGAGAGACGGUCCAAGUAUUCUCUCUUGCCUCACUUAAAUUUCAACGAGGAGGAUGUGGAAGAUGCUGUCUAUGGCCGGAUAAAAUUUACACUGGUAUCUGAAAGCGGGAGCCGCCUGCUGAAAGAAGUCAUCACGUGGCACAAUGUCCUCGCCGUCAGGCACGGUUUAUAGUCUCGAGAGUUUAUAGGCAUACGGACAAUUGUACUGGACAAAUGCUCUCACAAUCCGGUCCUUUAAAAGCCCUUAUGCAGCGAUCUAAAUCUUAGUUGCUAUCAAUAUUUGCGCGCCCAUUCUAGACUACGAGAAGUAUCUCUUUUUUCUGUAACGCGAGACACGCAAAUAGCCACGCGCGUGACUGAUGGCGCGAGACGGGAGAGAGAGACUGCUCGCAGUCUAGGCCCAUUCAUGUUCUUGGACCCGGGGAAUUCAAACAUCCCUCAGGCUACUUCAAACGCUGGUCCUGCGGGGUAUUCAACCAUUCUCUCUUACUUUCUUCAAUAAGCGUCAGUUUCCUUCUUCACCAUAUUCCUCUUCAAAAGACUUUUUGUUAUGUUGACAAUAGGGCCAUUUAUACGAGGAAAAAUAAGACGCGUCUUAAAUAAGACGCGAACUUUCCUUAUAAACGGCACAUUUCGUCUAAAAUAAGACUCGGCUUAGCUAAGACGCGUCUUAUUAGGUAAGACAUGCUCGUAUAAAUGGUACAGUUCGCGUCUUAUUUAAGACGCGUCUUAUGUAAGAUGCGUCUUAUUUUUCCUCGUAUAAAUGGUCCUAAUAAGUAUAGGUUUUUUCACAGUCUCACUAAAACCGGGAUCCUUUGCCGGGCUUGCUUUCCUGCAAAUCGGUAACUGCUCAGGUGUGAUCGCUUAAGUUUAGUCAGCAGUCAAUUACCAGACUUAGGUUUAUCAGCGCAGGCUUUGAAAAUGUCAUCUUUAUUUCUAGUGGCUGUAUGAUAAAAUCUUCACAGGAGCCCAUCACCUGAUCUUCAGAAAUCUCCCCAUGAACUUGCCUUGGAAUUCACUUAAUAUUUGCAAGCGAAUGAGUAGUCGCGAAAUUUAAUAUGCAUUGGUCCUUUUAUGCUCGUAGAUCUGGGUAAUAAGUUAUAAACUGGACUCAGUGGACAGUAAGUACUGUCCGUCACUAGCUGCUCGGUCACCCAACUUCGUUCCAAAGGACUCCUUUCGUCUCGUUUCGAAGGAGAAACCGGUUGGCAGCCUCGAUGAAGACGGCGCCCAGGCCUCUCCGCCAUAGGCAUUUUCGUUUUCUCAAGGAGGAAAGUCCAAUAAACAGUCUUAUUGGCUCUACAAACGCCAUCUUCAAGUUUCGAUCAAGAUAGUCUCCACUGCCCAACAGAAGGAACAGCUACAGUGGGGUUCUUACCUCACCCAAGAGCCACCCGCCUCACCAUAUUUAAAUUAAAAGACUAGAGAAAGAUGUACAAACUGGGACGCUCUCAUUGUCCCACCCUUUGUACUCAUUGUCUUGUCCCACCCUUUCGUUGAAUGGUUCUGAACAUUAUUUUUUUUGUUUUUGUUUUACUACUAUAUUGUUUUGAUUGACUCAUUCAUCCUGCCGUCCGGUGCAUUUUGCCCCCAGAAUUGUGUUGUUACGCUCCUUCCGUCUCUCACUUUCGCCCGAAGUGCUUGACUGUAUCCGCGGGAAUUAAAAAUUUAGGGGGAAAUUCAUUUGCACCCAAUGGUCAGCGGUCUAUUUGCAAAACGACUUGUCUCUCCUUCCCACACGAAGGUCACACGCCAAUCAUUCGAGAAUCAAUCGAGCUUUGAAUUUUAUUUCAUUACGAUGGAAAUUCCUCAUUUCAUGCACAGAUUAGAUCCGGUAAACACUGAGGAAAGCAUCAAGCCCCUCUUGAAGCAAAUCAGACCAGAAUGGGACCUCGAGAAAGUCAAAUUUAAGGAGUUUACAGAGGGAAUUAGCAAUAAACUUAUCGGCUGUAAUUUGCCGGGUCUUGGGCAUUCUGAAAUGAUUCUCUUCCGACUCUACGGAAACAAAACUGAGCUUUUUAUUGAUCGGGAGAAAGAGCUCGAAACGUUCCAGAUUUUGCACUCCAAAGGGUAUGGACCUCCAGUUUAUGGCACGUUGGAGAAUGGAAUUUCUUACGGUUUCUUGCCUGGCGAAGUUCUCGAUACAGACACAAUCGCAAAUCCUCACAUUUCUUCUCUUAUUGCGCGGCAUAUGGCGCAUCUUCACGCUACUAAAAUCGACCACGAGAAUUCGCGGCACAAAGCAGAACCGAUGUUGUUUUCUGGAAUGACGAAGUACUUAAAUCUCCUUCCGGAAAAGUUCGAGGAUCCGGAAAAGAAUGAAAGGUAAGUCGGGGGGGAUGAGGGGGAUAUUGUGUAAGGAGGCAGGGGCUGCGAAGAACAAAACUCGGGGAGCGAGGUUGUCUGUGAACCUAAACUGUGACAUACUGUAAAAGUCCGAAAAUAUAAGCCCCUCAAAAUUGUAACGCAAAAAAAAAAACCCAUUAAAUCGCCCCCCGAAUAUAAGCCCCCGGGGGGCUUGUACAUGGAAUUUGCCCUCAAAUACAAAGUAAAAAUGGCAAAUUUCCUUGCCACUACAAGCUAGCUCAAUCAAUUUUGAAACGCAAAUUUCCCUCCGUACAUAAGCCCCUCCAAAAAUAAGUCCCUCAAAAAGGGCCUUUGAAAAAUAUAAGCCCCGGGACUUAUUUUUGGAAUUUUACGGUAUGCAGUUAAAAACCAAUCUUUCAAUUUUUCUAAGAAGUUUUGGUGCUUUGAACUUCACAUUAAUUUUAAUACCUCAGCCUUUUACAGAGAAAGGUGGAGUGGGGGAAGGGGGUGGCGGCAGUCUACCCUCCAUUGAAUUCUGUAUUGUUACAUUUUGAGAGGUAGUUUUGUCACUAUUAGGUAGUUUUGUCUCUAUUAUAUUGUUGUAAACCAUAUCGCUUGAUUAUGUGUUCAAUACCAGUGGAACCAGUCAAGGCAAUAGACUUGUAAAAAUAAAUGUACAUAAGUUGCUCCUUCCACCACAAUUCAAAAAUAUAAAUAGGAGACAAGUAGCUUGCUAAUGCCUAAUGUCAAGCUGCAUGCAAACGGACCCAACAACUCCCAGCACUGUUGGGCCAACGAUUUGAUUGAUUGAUUGAUUGUCACGUUUGUUUGCACGUAGCUAAACAUUUCACCGGUUUCAAACUUGGCUCAACAACUCCCAACAACACACAACAACAUGCUACAGGGUGAGCAAACAGAUGCAACAUGUAACAUCCACUGAUGUUUGGAGUUUUUGGCCAGCAAUGUUGCGUCAAUUUGCUCGGGGCUUAAUGGUGUUUCAAUUCCCCCCUAUCCUAGAGUAGCCAUUUCCCUAGUCUAGAUAAAAUCUUCAACCAACUGAUCAGUUUCCUGAAAAAUGAUACCCUAUUCUAGACCCAGCAGCACCCCUCCCCCCCCCCCCGGGGUUUUUGACUGUGAAACUCCCACAUAUGGGUAUUGUAUUUUCCUUUUAGGUUUGAAAAACAAGCUCCCAGUAAAGCAAAGCUCAAGGAAGAAAUUGAACUCCUCCAAAGUGUUUUGCUAAAACACAAUUGUCCAGUUGUAUUCUGCCACAAUGAUUUACUCUGUAAAAACAUUGUCUAUGAUGAAACAAAAGGUAACUUGAAAUAGCUGUUUACAUCACUUGCACAGUAGCCUCAGAAAAUAGCUGACAUUGGCGAUGCCAUGCACCACUGGUUUCCCAGAGAUGCCUAUAAUGCUUAGUGCAUUAUAUGAAGUCUUACAUGAAGUACAUACUAUCAAAAUUUGCAAUCAUCACUAAGGGUGCGUUCCUUUGGGAUGAUCCAGAUCAGGAUCAGUGAUCCGAGAUCACUCAGAUCAUGGUAGAUCAAAUGAACUGAUGAAUCCUUGUCCAGAGUGGAUUCAUCGGUUCAUUUGAUCUACCAUUAUUUUGGUUUGCCUGUAGCCUACGUAGCAGGCGCUUGCAAGUAGUGGGCACGAGAAAAAACGGGCACGUGAGAAGGAGACACGCGAGGGGAGAGGAAGCGCCUGCACGGAAGGCCCCCGAAAAUCGUUUCCCGCCCCCUCUCUAAUUACUUGGCAGCCGUUGCGUGAUCUGUCAAAAGUUUUGACAGAAAACGACUGACCUCGCACAAACAAAGCAAGCCGCCAAAAAGCGUUGUACAUUUUAUCUUUGGUCUAAAUAUAUCUGUUAUGAAGAUCAGCUGGGUUAUCUGAUUAUAGAGCGAUGGAGCAAUAAACUGAUGGUUAACACACAGCUUUAAAUCGUUUUUUAACAUGGGCACAAUAAAUAGGAAAUAACAAAGUCAAAACUGGGUAUCUUUUAAAGAAUGCAUGCUGUGUAUUAUAAAAACUAAAAAUAUUGUUCUGGUCAGACACCAACGAUCACAGCGUACGUGGAAAACGACCAUAUUGCUUUUACUGCGCUAACUGGCAGCCGUUUUUGGAGCAGACAUGUCUUGCUAAGCGGACCUAAACCUCAGAACACAAACUGUACCGACAUGUUUUCUACUGCAGUAAUGAGACAUAAACAACAGACCUCAGGUCGCCUCCGAACGGCGAAUAAUACUAUAUUGAAAUGUUUUUUUCAAAUUCAUGCCCCGGGUAAGUGUUUCAUUUCAUCAAUCAUGUCCAAGUUUUGAUGGUAUGCGUUCCAUCGACAGCACAAGCCGCCAAGUUCUCCUGAGCAAAGAAUAUUAUUUUCCUCUGAUCUUCAUUGCAACGAUUCGACAAAUCUUUUGUCUCUCGCCACUUCUGUUGAUGCGCAUCCGAUGUCAAUUCUUUCCAUCGUGAAUAGCGUUUGAACACUCCAACUUUUCUUUGAGAUUACAGCCACAUAGUCCCAUUAAACCAGAUUGAAGUGACCUCCGAGACCUGAACUUCGAUUGUAUACAAUUUAGUGGAUUCAGGACCCAGUGGUGUAAUGCAAGAUCUUCACUAGAUUGUCCAUGUACUAUUGAUUGACAGUUUUCUCGCCCCGCGCGGUUAAUUUUUCCCUCGGGAGCCUCUCUACCAAUUGGAAAUAUCCGCACUCACAGAGUGCGAGUUGAAACGAUUUUCAGGGCCCUUCCGUGCAGGCGCUCCCUCACCCCUUGCGUGUCUCCCUCGCGCGUGCCCGUUCUCUCUUUUGCCCGCUACUUCCAAGCGCCUACUACGCAGGCUAGUUUCCCUGUGAAAUGACAUGGGAAAUUUGCUUCAAGCAAUCAGAAGCACCACCUAGAUCUUAGGCUGUUCACAGUCCCCUAUUUUUCUGUAAAACCAUCAAGAUUGAGUGCUAUGCAUUAUGUAUGGCCAUCGUUGGUUUCAUAUGAACUGAUGGGUGGGCAUCAGAGUUUAUUUAGUACAUUUGACAAUCAUCACCAGGCUAGACUCAGUACAUAUGAAACCAAGAUUGUCGCCCAUGAUGCAAAGCACUCAAUCUCACAGAAAAAUAGAGUACUGUAUGAACAGUCUACCUAGAUCUGGGUAGUGUUGUGUCAUCAGUGGGGAAUUUCUCAACUAGUUUCUCAGACGCUGCUUCAGGGGGGAACCAAUGGUGGCAUCAUGAAAUGUUGGCUGUUUUUUCAGGCUACUUGCACAUGUGCAUAAAAAGAAUAAAUUUUCAGCAUAUUACAUGUAACUAUAAUAUUUAUCGUUAAGUGAACUCUCGCAUUAUGGACACCCUUAUAAUACAGACAGCAGCAACAUUGUGAAUCCCCGCUAGUAAUAAAUUACAGUUUUUGACUGAAAUAAACUCAUGCUAACGGACCCUUGGGUACAUGUAAAUGACCUGGUUUUUUAUCUUUAGCUAGGAGUUAUUCCUUUGUUUCAAACCUAUUUUCAAAUAUUACCAUAACAAAAAAAGGUAAACCAUUUAAGAACAAUGUAAUUGAUCCCUAACACCUUUAUUAUGGGCAGCCCUAGAUCAGAGAGCUAACAGCCUGGAAAAGCAGACUGUAUAUGUACUUCUGGUCGUGGCUUCUCUGGCAAAGAAAUGGCUGGACUUUGUCCGUGUUUGCAGGCUAUCGGAAAAUUGGCAAAAACAAAAUUAUCUUUGUGUUUCUUUUUAUUGUGUUGACUAAAGGGCUGAUCAAAACUUGUUGUUUUCAGAUACGAUUCUAAGCAUUGACUAUGAGUAUGCCGCUAUGAACUUCCUUCCUCAUGAUAUUGGAAAUCACUUCUGUGAAUAUGCAGGUAACUGAUGACAAUUUUUUCAAAGUUAGUAAAGUUAGAAAUUUACCAUUAUUGACUUUUUGUUGCUGAGAUUAAUAGAAUACUAUCUAUCCAUUUCAGCGCACCCACAACAACUUGAUGAGUCUGUCCCAUUCCCAUCUGUUAGCCAUGACAGAUCUUGCCUCGUUAUAGAUCAGUACCAUUUUUGCUAGGUGCCCCCUUGUGCAUCUGCUUAAAACAAUAACAGUACACAAGUGGACUAGUUUUGGUAUUCUUUUGUGUUAGUAGCAUUAAUUAAUUGCAAUCACUAAAUAAUGUAAGCAAUUACCCACACCCAGUCUAGACUGCAAAACAGUCCAUAUUUUUGCGUAUUCAAGAACGUGCGAACAGUCAAACAAAAGGUCUGGAACGAGGCUGAAAACAGAGAGCGAGACUGGGGAGAGAGCCAUUUACCAUCUGUUUUAUAACACAAUCAAAAGAGAAAAACUUUUAGCAGGGGAAUGACAUGAGUGCAGUCAUCAGCUCAUGUUAUGGCUUGUGUAAAUCAUUUACAAUUGCAAAUUCUUUUUAAGACGAAUAAAAUUAUACUUAUUUAAGAAAAUGUAUUAAAUAAUGUUACUCUGGAACCAGUCUCACCUUUAAUUUACUGAAUAUAUAUGUUUUUUUUACACACUAGGAGUGGAUGAGGUAGAUUAUAGUUUAUAUCCUAAAAGAGAACAUCAGUUAAAGUUCAUUGCAGUUUAUCUUGAAGAAGCGGCUAAAUUGAGAGGUACAGUGUGGUGUGAUGCAGCUUCCUCCUUGGUUCAGUUUGAAAUUAUUUUUAACUUUCAGCAUACAUAUAAUUCAGUGUCAUUUUGGAGUUAUUGGUUGUGGGUGUCAAAAAUUAAUAUUUAUUACCGUAAAUCCCCUUUUAACCCCACCCCCUCAAAUAAGCUCCCCCCCCCGCUUUAGGGGAAGAAAGCUUAUAAGCUCCCUCUCUAUUUUAAGCCUCCCCCCUCCCCUGGCCUCCCCCUUAUUUAUAUUCUUCACUAAUAAAUGAAGGACUGUAUUAAACAAGUCCAACUGUGCAAAUGUUGUAAAAAAAAUAGUUGUUUUCCCACAGAGCACUUAGCAGUUCAUAAGAACUUGUUGAAAUGUGCCCGUGCGUUCCAGAUCAAAUUAGAAUUAAAAUUUUGGAAGUGUUAAUUAAUGGAGUUAUUAAACCAACACGUCUAUUAUUUGGAAGUGUUGGCUUUUGACCUGCACCUUCUUAUACUUGAGUUUUUCCACUUUCUAUUCUAGUUCUUUACCAAGAACUGACAUCAUGGCCAUUGUCUUUGCUAAAUCAAAUAAGCCCCCCGUCUCUAUUAAGCCCCCCUCAAAUGUCACUGUUUGAAAUAAAUAAGCCUCCGGGGGACUUAAUAAAGGAUUAACGGUAUGUUGUAUUUCAAAGGUGAAGCCAAUCCUAUCAUCUCUGAAGCAGAAAUUGAGAUGCUUUAUGUACAAGCCAAUCAGUUUGCACUGGUAGGUUGAAAAAUUUUUUUCAUAGGUUCUAAAUAUUAUUGUUACAAAAAAUAAUUAUAUAAAAAAUGCAACCAUUCAUAUUAUUUAGCUAAACAAAUAAUAUUGGAGUAAACAUUAAGAGGAAAUAAUUAUGACAGUGAUACAUGUUACUCUUCUUUUGCCUAUAGGGAGCUCAUUUUUACUGGGCCAUUGUGGGCAGAGUUUUAGGAAAGCUUUUAGGAUCUUAGUUCAAGCUCAUUUUCUCAACAAUGGUUUUUGCUUCUUUCUCCGGUGUCCUUGACGCUCAUUCUGGUAUGGUUUGAUUUCUUAGGGAAAGUUGUCCUUGAUGGUUAAAAAUGUGUCACAAAGGGCCAUGCAUGUGAUGCCAGCCCAUCUUCUUUUAAUACAGGAAGCUGGACACAUUCUUUGAAACUUUGAGAAUGAUUAAAUCACAUUAUUUUAGCCUUGAUGCUGGGACCUUCUCUUUGUUUAUAUGUUUACAAAAUAUUGUGUGCAAGAAUAAUAGAACUUAUUUACCAUACCUGCCAUCUUUGCACUUCCUUAAGGACUUAUGGGAUAAAAGCAAUGUCAUGUGGUUUCUCAGGGGGCAAACAAGUGAUAAAUGCUGCCAGUCGAGUUUGUUUAUUCUAGACAACAGAAAAUUUACAACUUUUUACCUUAAAGACAAAAAUGGCAAAUUAUGAGUGGUUAGUAGUGAUUAUUGUUUCUUUUCUGGUUGCAGUUAUUUAGUGACCAUAGAUCCGGUCCUAACAGAAAGCAAUAAUGAUCUAAUUUACUUGUUGAAACUCCAAUUUUACAUUUUGCAGGACUAAAAUUUUCAUCUCGUUUGAGAGAAUUAACAAACCUAAUCGCGAUUACUUGUGUUGGCAAAUUUUGAAUCUUGAAUACCCCCCAAAAAUCCCUUCCCAAAAAAAUACUUGCCAAAUUUUCCUACCCCCCCCCCCCAAAAAAAAAAAAAAAAUUGGGAAUCGAAAAUUUCAAACCCAAAAAAAUCCUUCAAUCAUCCUUGUCACUUGAAAUCUGGAGUACCCCACCUGGGGUUGAUCUCCAUUAUGCUUUCUUUAUAUUAAAAGCAUAAGAGAGUAAGCCACCUACAUACAUCCAGUCACUGACCCAAAUCUCUUUCUAUGUAACAGCCUACUUCAGUAUUGAGAUCCUAGUCAGAGGGUGCUGACAACUCUACCAAUAGCUAAGUACACUUAAAGGGCAUAUAGAGAGAAGUGCUGGAUGACAAGUAGCAGAUGCUGUUAUUAUUUUUCAGUUAAAAUGCAAUUUAAUGUGACUUCUUCUGUUCAACUUUGGUUUUGAGGUUUUUUUAAUCAUUGUUUUCAUGGUCAUCAGGUCCUCAUUUUUCUACACAUUCCCCCACCCCCGAGGGUUCACCAACCAUUGCUAAAGCACAAGGUUGCUUGGAAGAAAAGAAAAAAGAAAAAAAAAGUAGAGAAGGAAAGAAGGGUUCCUUCCUCUUCUUGCCUUCUCUAAACCCAAGCUCUGCCCCCCCCCCACCAAUUUCUACCUUUGUACAUUAUUAAAUUUUUCACUUUAUAGUUAAUGGUAACAAUAAAAUAGUAAUUUCAUAUUAUUUUACUACAGUACUCAUUGGCAACUAAUCCUUGGUUCUUUCAGGUAUGGAAUAACACGUUUCAAUGAGUACUUCAGGCGAAAGGAUGAAUUCUUAGCUCUUUCCUAUGACAACUAA